AUGUUGGCAGCUGGCUUGAUGGUCUUGAUGUGGCAGCCGCAGAGAGUACGUGUCUGGGCUUCCAUGGAGGACGUUGAGGAUCUUGCGCAAGAAGAGGCACCCAAGCCGUGUCUAUGCAUCUUCGACAUCGACAGAACGCUCACAACGAGGACGUCCCUCUCGUGGUGGACAUCGUUGUUUCUUUGUCUUGCUGCGCCCAAAGGCUGCCAUUUAGCCUUUGAUGAGAGAACAGGCGAGACGGGCCAUUCUUUCUUGGCGCGGUGCGCACUCGCUGCACGCUCUGCAGCGGAGGCUGUCGGGACGGGCAGAGAGCUUCCGCUGGGCGUGCCGGAGUUGCGGGGCUGCCUUGACACCUCUAGCCAGCUUCAGGAUGAGGCGCUGAGGGAAGAACGGUGCAGCUUGUGUCCAGAGGGCUGCGUGCUGGUCCUCUUACUGGAGGCCUUGGCAUUUCCGGCGCAGCAUCUUAAUGUGCGCCACUGUUCUUUAUCUCUGAUGUUCUAUUUCCGGGCCAGCAUGUACUUUAAGGAGUUCGAGCCGCACUGGACGCUGGACUUGCGAGACAAUCUCGCCCCACUGGUGAAUGUGCGGCGAGGCCAGUGUGCCAGCGCGCGGGAGCGCGAGCUACAGGGCCGAAGUUUGCCGCAGCGACAGCCCAGUGCCGUCCAGACAUCACGCCGUGGCCACGGCAGCCUUCUCCGUGAGGAACAGGCGGCAGUGCUCAUCGCAGCGACGCCGGCGAUGCUCAAGAAGUAUCAGCCCUUCAUCAACUUGUGGAGAUGCUAUGCGCUGCGCCACGGGCAUGCCUUUCUCCUCGAGACGGACGAAGGCGAAGCGCCAGCGCCCAAUUGGUUGCGCUGGUACGCUGCAAGGCGGUAUUUGCCGCUCUAUGCAGCGAUCCUGCUAGUAGAUCCUGACCAGAUCAUCGUGGCACCGUGCUGGGACUUGUCAAUCAUCGAGUUGGCGGGGACUUGGCCAGAACGAUAUGCGAGUCGGCCACUUCCUGACGUCGGUUUGCGUGAUUUCGGGCGUCCGCAGACCCUGAACAAUGGAGUGGUGCUGCUGCGUAACUCUGUCCGUGGUAAUUUCUUCCUAGAGCUUCUUCUUGAGAAGGCCCUUUGGUUCCAGACCAUCGAGCGUGACCAGGGUCCCUUCGACGAGACCAUCCUGGAAGUGUUGGGAAUGGAGGCCCAAAUGAGGCAUGGCGCUACCUAUGAUUCGGAGUGCUCACAGUACCUCUUCCCCAACCAUCAGGGGAACCACGAGGUCUCGCUCUAUGCACUGUGUUGGUGGCGGGUCAGUGAAGAACUGGCCGGCCCCUUCGGCGACCGCAAUUCAAGCAUCAUCAGAUUCGUCGAUCCGCGGCUUACUGACAUCAACCAUGUUGUUGGCGCCAGAGGAUUGUCCGAUCCGGCACUCCUCUACCACUUCGCGGGCCGCUCCAAGGACUGGGAGGCGAUGCUGGAGACUUUUGGCCUGGACGCCGCGCGAACACGUGCUUGCCAAGAGGUUUUUAGCUAUGUCGACAACAGGAGCUCUCUAGAAGACUGUGUUCCUGGUGGACCAGUUGUGCAAGAGUGCGAGCCGCCAGAGAUAGUCUGCUGA
Messenger RNA from Symbiodinium necroappetens, 1602 nucleotides. Lineage: Eukaryota; Dinophyceae; Suessiales; Symbiodiniaceae. The record is from the annotation of a GenBank genome assembly.